Molecule: messenger RNA, 1839 nt
Organism: Perca fluviatilis (European perch)
Lineage: Eukaryota; Metazoa; Chordata; Actinopteri; Perciformes; Percidae
Product: butyrophilin subfamily 1 member A1-like
Exons: 5
Coding region: 89-997 (302 amino acids)
Source: RefSeq, a predicted model, not a curated record
UUUCCGGAGCUAACUUAUUACACCAACUUGUUUGCUAACAGCAGUGUGAGCUAACGUCGUUUGUUUAUUUGCGCUACUUCGAGGAAACAUGUUUGGUGUUAAACUUUGGGUGACCCUCUUCUUUCCUCUGACUUUAAAUGGAUUAAUACUCGGACAGGAACACGGUCCAGGUGGUGUUAGAGUGGUUGUGAAAGAAGACAGAGAUGGCAUGUUACCCUGUUCUCUCAGCACCAAGGAGAGCAUUGUAUCAGGGGUCUUUGUCUGGAGGAAAGUUGCUCAGAAAGAUGAAGGUCUGAAGGAGGUGUUCCUGUAUGACGUAGGCAAACAUUACAACAACGGUCGUCCAGGUCAGAGUGAGCAGUUCAAAGGUCGAGUCUCUCAUUUUCAAGAUGAACUGGAUCACGGCAACGCCUCCAUAAUCAUCAGAAAUACAAAGAUAUCUGACAGUGGAAACUACACCUGUGAUUUUCCUCGUCUUCGCCCACGUCAAACAUUCUCCAUUGAACUUGUUGUUGCCGCGACACCGAAGCCAUCUGUAACAAUCCUUGAUGCCACAGCUGGCUGGGUCCUGCUGCAGUGUGAGGUUCAUGGUGCUUCUCUAACAUCUGGAGUGGAGUGGAAGGACAGUGCUGGAAACACACUUCCUGCUGAGGAGACACGGACCCCAGAGAGAGACCACUACUACAUCACCCUCAACACUACUGUUACCAGGACCAGCCGUUACCGCUGUGUAGUAACACAGGAGGAAAUCAGCCAUCAGACUCACGCUGAGAUCUUUGUGCCUAUCAGUGGGAAAGUGUGUGAGGACUCAUGCAGUAAAGAGGCCGGAUGGUUGUUUGGUGGAUUUUUUUUGGGAGUUCUGAGUGUUGCUAUAGUUCUAGCUCUGCUUGUAGUCACAAAUACCAUCACAAUACGCUGCUAUAAAGGUUCUCGUCAGCAGGGAAACGGUCCAUGCGAAAAGUGUUCAGAGAUGCUACGUCCACAAAAUGGUCGAUGACUUUAAGUCUGUGUGUUUACUUGUACAUCUGUCUUUGUGAGAAUCAGUUUGAAUUUUUGAAUUUGUGUGUUUGAGGGUUCAGACCAGAGGCCCUUCCUAGUACAGGCCUCAGGUACGGUGUUCAUUUUAGGACAUCCUCAGAUCUCAGACUCAGGUGUUAAACUCAAACACAACAGUCUUGACAAUAUACCAAGAAACUUUGGAGCAGAUUGUCACAUUUUAUUGCUGUUCAUAUUUACCCUCAAUUCACAUUACUUUGGGAAACUGUAUUGUUUGGAUUCACUCAAUAUGAUAGAAAGUUUAAUUCAGAGUAUUAUGUGAUACAUUUUAUAAUUAUUUUAACCAAAUUUUAUUUACAUGAGUCAAAGUUUUUGAAAAAGAAUCCAACCUUUUUGGAGCUGGCUUCCAAUAUUAAACAAUACAUAUUUUCCAUAUCUGAAUGUACAAACAAAAAAACAUAGAUCAUAUUACUACCUCUGUAAGCUGUACAAAAUAUUUAUAUGAAGUUUUUUGCUUUGUUUUGAUUUCUGUCCUUUAGUAACCCCUAGGGAUGCACCGAUCCGACUUUUUCAGUCCCGAUACCAGGGCUUUGUGUAUCUGUCGAUACCCGAUACCGAUCCGAUACCGUUGUUGAAAUAAUAAUUACCUGUAUGCUCCGCUGCAUGCUUGAAGUGAUGUGUCUUUAAUGUUAGCACGGCCGAGUAAUGUUAGAGCGACGGGCAACAACCGUGUCUAAAUUAUGUCAGAUUUUUUAGAAACAAAAACUUGGGAACAACAGACGGCUCCUCUCUUGAGCACACGUUGUUCUGGUGUAUCUCCGCUCUUUCUUCAUCCUCUAGCUA